Messenger RNA from Pediculus humanus corporis (human body louse), 504 nucleotides. RefSeq names its product arp2/3 complex 16 kD subunit, putative. NCBI's taxonomy places the organism in Eukaryota, Metazoa, Arthropoda, Insecta, Psocodea, Pediculidae. The record is from RefSeq and is a predicted model, not a curated record. Gene Ontology annotation, molecular function: actin filament binding. Bases 1 to 504 code for a protein of 167 amino acids. The transcript has 2 exons. Gene Ontology annotation, biological process: cell migration; regulation of actin filament polymerization; Arp2/3 complex-mediated actin nucleation. Gene Ontology annotation, cellular component: actin cytoskeleton; Arp2/3 protein complex; cytoplasm.
AUGGCAAAAAAUACCUUAAGUUCGGCUUUUAGAAAAAUAGACGUUGAUCAGUAUAACGAAGAUAAUUUUAAGGAAGAUGAUCAAAAUGAAAUGCAGUCUUCACCUGUAGGGCCAGACGAGUGUGAAGUAACCCAAAUGAUUUCUCAAGGCAAAUAUUUCGAAGCAUUGCGCACAGUUUUGUCAAAUGCUCCUCUAGGAUCAAAAAGCCAACAAAUCAAAGAAAAUGCCUUUAAUAUUACUUUAAAAGUUUUAAUGUCUAUAAAAGCAUCGCAAAUGGAUGAAAUAAUAAGUCUGUUGGACACGGAUUUAUUAGACAUAUUAAUGAAGUACGUCUAUAGAGGAUUUGAAAUCCCUUCAGAAGGUUCCAGUGGACACCUUUUGGUAUGGCACGAAAAAGUUUUUGCAGCCGCUGGCGUGGGUAGCAUUGUAAGAGUUUUAACUGAUUCCAAAAGAUUUCAAUUAGUGCCAGAGGAUUCAAGUUUAUGUGUAAUGUGGCUUUGGUAA